GCAUAUGGAUCAUUUGUUUUCUAGGAUAGGUGAAAUGUCAACAGAAGUGCCGAACAUUAAACUGAAAAUUGAUCCUCAAGAUCUGCAGAUCCAAACAUUUACUGUGGAGAAGCUAUUGGAACCAUUGAUAAUUCAGGUUACAACACUAGUGAACUGUCCACAGAAUCCUUCUAGAAAGAAAAAGGGACGGUCCAAAAGAGCUCGUGUCUUGCUAGCUUCUGUGGAAGAAGCCACUUGGAAUCUAUUGGACAAGGGAGCAAAAAUUGCCAAGGAGGCAAUUGUAUUUAAAGAAGAACUUCACUCAUCGCUCCAGGAUGUCCGAAAAGAGAGUCAAGCCUUAAGGGUAUCAGCAGAGGAUUUUACCAGUGAUCCCUGCUACCUACCCAAGAGGCAAGCUGUUGUCCAGGCAGCCCGGGCGCUGCUUGCAGCUGUAACAAGGCUUCUUAUUCUGGCAGACAUGGUUGAUGUGGCAUACCUGCUGGAACACUUAACUGUGUUUCAAAGAACAUUUGAAUCACUAAGAAAUGUGUCCAGUAAAGCUGAUCUACAGAAAACUUAUCAGAAGUUUCAAAAAGAUCUGGAAAAUCUUGAUUAUUUGGCAUACAAACGUCAACAGGGAAAAGCAAGGACCAGCCAUGCUGUCAGCUGCUGCGAGCCUGGGAACUCGGGAGCGGUGGAAGUGCCCUUGCCCGACACGCAGCGCCGAGGGCCGUGUGGCAGCGAGAGGCCGUUGCUGCCGUGCGCGGCCGUGUGCCCCGUGGCUGGCUCAAGCGGGAGGGCUGCUGCCUUCCCAAAGGGUAAAGUGGACCCCUGCGUUUGUGCACUAUAA
Tinamus guttatus (white-throated tinamou) is the source of this 829-nucleotide messenger RNA. The record is from RefSeq and is a predicted model, not a curated record. Lineage: Eukaryota; Metazoa; Chordata; Aves; Tinamiformes; Tinamidae.